GCUCACCGACGGCGAUCCUCCGACCCCCAGGCGCUAUCAGCCACACAGGAGGGAUUUUACCGACAGUUAUAGCCUUUUUACUUAACACGUCCAAUUUAUCAGUGUGAUCGUUCAAAAUCUGCACGUUUUCGGUUUGGUAUUUCUCUCUGCUCGGACUUAAUCUCACUAAGACAUGGUGCAACGGGUAGAUCGUAAGGAAACGGCUUCGUUGUUUUUUGUGUAGCACACACACACACAUACACACACACACACCUAUGAACUUGGGAUACCGGUGGAUUUUACACAAAGAACAAAAUAAGAUGCCUGAUAAACUCGCGGAGAAUCACACGUCGACGCCAUUGAGAGGAUCUGCGUUUUUUAUCGAGAACUUGCUUGGCUCAGAUCGCAGCAAACCUCCUGUUUGUCCUGUCAAACACAUCCUAAAUGGCGAAGGACACAGAGAGACGACACACACGACAGAGCAAUACCAGGAAGUGUGUAAUGAAGAGUCCAACACACACUCCGAUAUGGAAAUAUGUCGGAAAGGCUCACCACCCUCGCUCUGGUACAGGAGGGACUCCCUGAAUCUCGGAGCUCUAGAGAGAUCUGAGAGUCCGAAAGGGGGAAUCCGUAGUUCAUACGAACACAUCGACUCCGUGUCCAGCGACAGGGACAGGGACUCCCCGGUCGUGUCUGAAACACCAGGCGCAGACCGCACGCGCGAAGCGACUGACAGCAGCAUCGCGGAUGAAGCGCGAGGGCUCUCAGAUGAGGGCGCGCAUCCUGACACCACCGAUUCCGGCUUAGUGAGGAAGAAGAAAACUCGGACCGUGUUCAGCAGAAGCCAGGUGUUCCAACUGGAGUCCACAUUUGACGUGAAGCGGUACCUGAGCAGCUCAGAGCGCGCAGGCCUCGCCGCGUCUCUACAUCUCACCGAGACACAGGUGAAAAUCUGGUUUCAGAACCGGCGGAAUAAGUGGAAGAGACAGCUGGCUGCAGAACUGGAGGCUACCAGCGUUUCGCACUCAUCUCGGCGCAUCGUGCGCGUCCCCAUUCUGUAUCAUGAGAGUGCCACGUUGGGCCUCAAUGUGCCGCAAGUGUCGCCUCCAAUCGUGGGCUUUACGAGCUCAGUGAGCUACCCACUCGGUAAUUUCACUCACUCCGUCAGUCUUCUGAGGUCCCAGCUAACAGGACUUGUCUAAAAUCACGGAAUGAAAGAUGAUGGACAGUCGUACACGAUUGAGUUUAUCUUAUUACUGAAGUGCAAUAACACACAUGGCCACAGAACCAUCCAAAGAUCUCACAUAAUAUGAUUAAAGCGCAAAUCUCCCAGGUAAUUAAUAAUGAAUACCUAGUGUUUAAUUGUCUCCUAGAAUUAGGCUGUACAUAUCCAACUGGCCAAAUAAAUACACUCUUCUGUUGUCCCUCUGGAGAAGCAUUAAUAGUUCUCUGUAGAACUACAACAGUGUUUCUUUUUCGGAAGAAUUCAUUGUUCAAUGAGCCAUUUUUUCUAAGAGUGCACAAUUUAUUAAACAAUGGGAAGUUUACUGUAUAUAUACAGUAAAUAACAGAAAUAUUUUAUUUUCAAUGUUAUUUGUAAAGUCUAAAGCAGUCUAUGCAUGGGGAACCAGGCCCUCCUAUUGGCCUAUAUGUAUUUAUUUCAGAUUUGCUUUGUAAAAAAAAUAUUUUUUAUUCAGAUACACUUAUU
Messenger RNA from Tachysurus vachellii, 1687 nucleotides. RefSeq names its product H6 family homeobox 1 (gene hmx1). Gene Ontology annotation, biological process: negative regulation of DNA-templated transcription; regulation of transcription by RNA polymerase II. NCBI's taxonomy places the organism in Eukaryota, Metazoa, Chordata, Actinopteri, Siluriformes, Bagridae. Gene Ontology annotation, molecular function: DNA-binding transcription factor activity, RNA polymerase II-specific; RNA polymerase II transcription regulatory region sequence-specific DNA binding. The record is from RefSeq and is a predicted model, not a curated record. Bases 255 to 1181 code for a protein of 308 amino acids. The transcript has 2 exons. Gene Ontology annotation, cellular component: nucleus.